This is a messenger RNA of Habropoda laboriosa, 3918 nucleotides long. RefSeq lists its product as uncharacterized. Gene Ontology annotation, biological process: actin crosslink formation; positive regulation of actin filament polymerization; actin filament bundle assembly. The transcript has 13 exons. The coding region runs from base 1 to 3918 and encodes 1305 amino acids. Gene Ontology annotation, cellular component: nucleoplasm; cytosol. NCBI's taxonomy places the organism in Eukaryota, Metazoa, Arthropoda, Insecta, Hymenoptera, Apidae. The record is from RefSeq and is a predicted model, not a curated record. Gene Ontology annotation, molecular function: protein binding.
AUGGAAACCGAAGAACUCACUAGACUCGUAGAUGAGAUCUACAAGAACAUCCUGGACAAGUUCAACCCAGGGGCGAGGCAGCUGAUCAAUGCCGGCAAGGCGUAUUUGAAAGCACUUCAUGGAGCCGCAGCCGCAUCUCGCGUCUACGUGGACGCUUUGUCUCGAUUAGCACGGCAAGCGCAACUGGGAACGUGGGGUGGUUCCAAGGAUGUCGGAUUCGCGCUGAUGAGGAUUGUCGAAGUCUACAAGGAGAUCCAGGAGCAGGAGAUGAAUAUCCUGAAAGCGUUCUACGUCGACCUACUGGUUCCCCUCGAGACGAACCUGGAGAAAGACACCAAGGUCGUCCAGAGCGAACAGAAGAAGUUUCUGCAGCAGCACAAGACCAGGUCCGAAACUUAUAGCAAAGCGGCUGCGACUAUGAAGAAGCAAAGGAAAAAGUCGAGGGGCGCGAGUAAGAGUGGACUUGCCAUGGACAAAGAGCUCAAGAAUAUGCAGAUUCUCGAGGAAGAGAAGUCUAAGCUAGACGCCUUUUGUGAACAGAGUUUGAAGAAUGCAAUGACUCAGGAAAGACGAAGGUACGGCUUUGUUCUCGAGCGACAGUGCUCCUUGGCGAAACAUUAUGCGAGUUUUCACGAGGUCGCGUUAGCUGCUCUUCAUCCCUCGAUUGAUAAGUGGCGCGAGGUAGCUAGUACCCGGGAAUAUUUACCACAAUCCGUGGAAGACAUGUUCGCCUCCAGACUUAGACAAGUUUCAUUUUGGCCAGAAGACGAGGAGAACGGUGGCUCAGAGCUUACCAUGAGCUCACAAUUGAGGAAGACCAGAAGCAUGGAUAGCUCUUGCUUAGAACUUCGACCUGGACCGCCAUCCGGAAAUGUGCCAAGUGCCACUUAUCAAGGCCCAACUUCGCAUCUUCCAACUGUUCUGUCUAGAGCAAGGUCAGAGGCUAAUCUGCACGCUUCAACGCUAUCUCUAGACCCAGAGGUCCCGGAAACUCCACCAAGGCCGAGGUCCAUGGCUCCUCCGGCAUCACGCAACAGCGGGAGCGCGGGCGGCGGAGGCAGUGGCACAGGGGUGAGCUCUGGUGGCUGGGGGGAUGCGCCCCUCGCGAGGGCUCUCUUUGCCUAUUUGAGCUCCGGGGAAAAUCAGCUAAGUUUCUUGGAGGGCGAUCUCAUCGCGUUGAUGGGAGAUCGUCAGAAGGGCUGGCAAUUUGGGGAGAAUCUGCGCACACAGAGUUCCGGAUGGUUCCCACUGGCAUACACAGAAAUUAUUAUCGACGAUAGUCUGGGAUCACCGAGUCACGGAACAAAUAAUGGCCGAGCACCAGAGCCACAGGCAGUUCCACCCUGUAAGCCUCCACCCUCUCGGCCGCCAGUGACACCAAGCAGCAUGGACGAAGUGUCGAGUGGAUUCCAUGGGGUAGGAAACAACAGCGUCAACAACAGUAACAACAAUAACAGCAGCAUCGGCACCCCUAUUAAUGUACCGAAUAGUAACAGUUCUCACAAUUUGGCUACGCCAACUGCGCGUCAAAUUAAACCGAUCCGUCCAUCGGGCACGUUGCCCACAGUGUUGGCUGGUGGCCGCAGGUUACAGCCACCUGCUCCACCGGUUCCACCCCCUCAAGUUGUGACAUCUCUUCACAGUAGUAACGAUAGUGGUUUCUCAAACGAACCGCCGGCACAGCCUGACAUCGACUAUAGCGACGACGAGGCAAUGAGGCAACGACGAAGAAAGCCGCGUGCCGAUAGAAUAACCGAGGCCGUGAAGCAGCAUCAGAAGGACGAGAAGUCGAGCAGCAAGGACUGGGAGAACGACUCGUGGAAGACAAUACCGAGGGACGAGAAGAGCUGGCACCUUUACAGAACAGCGAUGGACAUUUGGGCGGAAUCGAACGCGAAUCAGAGCAACGAGAACGGCGAGACAAGGUACUCGAACCGGCAUUACGACACGCAGGAGCGGAAGAACGCCAGGGACUUCUCCGAACGUGGCACCAUGGAGAACGGGCCGACGAGGAAGUCCGGGAAGAAGAUGCAGGAGAGAUCGCAGAAGAACGAGUACGACAAUCGCGGACGCGCCAAUUCCAAUCACAAGAGCAAGGUGCUGAACAACGAGGAACAGUCGAGGAAGUCUACCAGAAGGAACAACGAGCAAACCGAGCAGAAUCGUCGAGAAGCGAAAAGAACGAAGGAGCACGAGGAGACCGAGGAGGAUGAGAUCGAGAUAGAAGAGGAGGAGGACGAUUCCUACAGCGCUAGGAUCGAUUAUCAGAAGUACGAGGGGAAGAAGUAUUACGGCGACAGGACAGACGGCCAGGAGCGUAAUUCACGACGUGGUUAUCAUCCGGUCGUUCAGGAAGAGUCGAAAUACGAAAACGAGAAGACUUCGUCCGCCACGUCUUCUGGUACCGACGACGAGAGCACCAUCACGAUCCCAGAAACCGGCAGGAAGGUGGAGCACAUCGCGCAGAAACUGGAGCAAACUGCGCAGAAGUACGCUCGAGAGCACAGUCCGCCGAAAUUCAUGGAAAGACGAAACGAUUACAGAAGUCUCGAGCGAAGAGAGGAGAAGCAACCUCCUCCGCCGUACGAGAGGUACAACGACUGCGAGAGAAAUCGUCCACCGCAGAGAUUCGAGCGAGAAAGGGAACGAUACAUGGAGAAGUCACCGCCGGCCGUUCAAAAAUCCUCCACCUUCGAGAGAGAAAGGACGUUCGAGAAGAAUCCUGACAGGAACAGGAAUAUCGAACGAGCGUCGAGUCGCCGCUUCGAGAGACCGAGACCGCCUUCGGAGGAGGCACCCGAGAGACCGACAGACACUCGUACCUUCUACAGAGAGCGCAGGUACUCCGAUAAGGAGGAGGCAAUCUACGGUGAGACGAAGUUUGUCCGGGAAAAUGUGACCGUAGACAAGGAGCGCGGUUACGAGUCGAAUUUCGAGACGAAGCUGGAGAGAACGAAAGUGAUAGAGAGGCACGGCUAUCAGAAUCUUGGCCAGAGUAAUCUGCAGAAAUUCCAGCGAAACGGACCUCAGAGCUUGGAGAAAAAUGACACCAACAAUAACACGUUGAAGGACGAUAACCGGAAACCUCUGCUUCCGAGGCAGACCACUGCUGUUGGACACUUGAUACAGACAGGCAGAGCUUUCGACGUCGACUCGAAGAGUCCGAAGCUCGUGAAGAGGACGAAAUCGUUCUGGAGGUUCAGGAGAGACUCCGACGUGCUGGAAGGCAUGGCUCUUUGGCAGCACAGAUCUUUGGUAGACAUUCCGAAGAUGAUCAAGAAGGAAGUGAAGGACGAUAGUAUGAACUCCGAGGACAUGAAACAGCAGAGUCCGGAAGGCAGUCCAAAUUCUAGACAACGAUUGGAGAAAAGGAACAGCGACGUGACGAUCACAAACGAUCCACGUCAGGACGAGCCCAAACCUGCCGAGAGGAUUCACGUGCCUGAGAAGUCUGAUUACUUCGAAGAGUUUCCUACGCCAGCGGAGAGACCGAAGGCUGUCGAGAGGUCUGAAUAUCGAAUGCAUCAGGAGGAGAGGUCUUACUUCAUGGGGAACGUUUCCCGAAAAGCCAUAAUCGAGAAGGAAAGGAAACGCAGCCUGGAAGCAAAGCGCAACAUGAUCGUGGCCGAGUUGAAGGAGAAUAACGAGGCCAAGAGGAACGAGAGGAGGAAGAAGUACACGGACGAUGAAGACGGUCUGACCCAGAAUUUCAGCGAAACCGAAGCCUCCGACGAGGAGUCUACUUACAGUUGCAUCGUAGUGAAGGACCAAACUGUGGCGGAAAAAACUCUUCUUCCCAGGACUAAACUCCGCAGGGAUUCCGAUCGGGAAAGGGAUAAAAAUACUUGCGGACCAUGGUACGACCUUUGGGGAGUGGACGCCUCGGUGAACAAGAAAAAGAAGAAGAAGCAGCAAUAA